UCAAUGCCUCUCCCUAUGCGCCCCUCUCCCCCUCCCCCCUCACACCCAGCCCCCUCUCCCUCGGUCCCAGUCUCCCCAUGCCCCCCCUGUCCCCCCUCUCCCUCCCCGAGUGUGUACCACGAGAGACAGAGGCUGGAGCUGUGCGCCGCUCACGCCCUCAACAAUCUUCUACAGCGAAGCGUCUUCGGCAAAGACAGCCUGGAUGAGCUCUGUCACAGACUAUCUCCCGACACCCUGUUCAACCCACACCGAAGUUUAUUAGGGACGGGGAACUAUGAUGCAAAUGUUUUAAUGGCUGCCUUACUUACCGAAGGACUUUCUGCAGUGUGGUGGGAUAAACGCAGAUCGCUGGGUUCUCUAUCGCUGUCGCAGAUUAGAGGCUUCAUCCUGAACAUUCCCAGUGCGGUGACACUGGGCCCCAUCUCCCUCCCUAUCCACCGCCCACACUGGAUAGCCAUUCGGCCCAUUGACGGUUCCUACUACAACCUUGACUCCAAACUACAAGCUCCUGCUGCUAUCGGCAAUGAGGGGCAGCUACGGACGUUCCUGAGCGGACAACUCUCCCAGGCCUCCUGCGAGCUGCUGCUGGUGGUGGAGAGAAACGUCGAGGAAGAUGGAAGCUGGCUCUCCCCCUCCUGAAUCCCCACUCUCUCCCCAUCUCUCUCUCCCCCAGCACCACAGAGACGGAGAGAGAGAGAGAGAGAGAGGGAGGGAUGGGGCGGGGAUGAAAGCUGGCUCUCCCGGUCCUGAACUCCCCCCCUCUCCCUCUCCCUCUCCCUCUCCCUCUCCCCCCUCCCUCUCCCCCCCUCUCCCCCCUCCCCCUCCUCUCUCUUCCUCUCUCUCUCUCCCUCUCUUCCUCUCUCACUCCUCCCUUCUUACCCCCUCCCUCUCACCCUUCUCUCUCUCCCUCUCCCAGCACCUCACAAAUACAGGAAAAGAGAGGGGGUGGGAUGGGAGAGAGGGGGUGAGAGAGGAGAGG
Molecule: messenger RNA, 979 nt
Organism: Amblyraja radiata (thorny skate)
Lineage: Eukaryota; Metazoa; Chordata; Chondrichthyes; Rajiformes; Rajidae
Product: josephin-2
Exons: 4
Coding region: 4-639 (211 amino acids)
Biological process (GO): protein deubiquitination
Molecular function (GO): cysteine-type deubiquitinase activity
Source: RefSeq, a predicted model, not a curated record